Molecule: messenger RNA, 1188 nt
Organism: Melanotaenia boesemani (Boeseman's rainbowfish)
Lineage: Eukaryota; Metazoa; Chordata; Actinopteri; Atheriniformes; Melanotaeniidae
Exons: 3
Coding region: 211-1188 (325 amino acids)
Source: RefSeq, a predicted model, not a curated record
UUCAAUACUCACUCCGCCAGACUUCCGCUGGGAUGGCGGACAGGGCGGACAGCUUCUGCUAAGCUCUCACCCAUUUGCCCCGUUUUGUAUAGAAAGUCUACCUAUUUUAACACUGAGGUCGUGCGCGAUAACCACAAACUUAAUGUGCAUUGCUGGAGCGCACUUGAUGAAUAUUGUGAAUUCUGCGUACCUGCUAAUCUAGCAACAGGAAUGAAAAAAGCCGACGCUAAGCUAGCAACUACGCUACCACCGAACACGUGCGAACACGACUACUCUCUGAUGGACGUCACCACUAAUACCAACACGAAGAGGAAAACUUCCCCUGCUACUCCUACAAAGUCUUCGACUCCACCAACAAAGGUAAAAACUGUGCAGGAAUCUCCAGUCAUGGGAGACGAGGCUCUCGUUACUGCCAUAGAAAAACUAACAUCCAAAAUCGACGACUUCGGACAUCAGCUCAAAGAGAACUCUGUAAUGGUGGCGAAUAUUUCACGGCUGGUGGAAAUGAACGCAGCUGAGAUAAAGGAAUGCAAGGUCAAGAUUAAGGAAUUUGGAAAAGAAAUGCCACAAAUUAUUAAAGAAAACAAAGAGCUGAGAGAGAAAGUUGCAGAGAUGGAGCGUUAUAAGCGGCGGUGGAACUUAAAAAUUCAAGGUCUUAAAGAAAAGGACGAUGAAAACACCCGGGACAUCGUCAUCGGUAUCCUGUCCAAGAUAGCGCCGCAGUGGGCUGCAACGAUGGAGACGGUGGUGGACUCGGUUCAUCGCCUGGGAAGAAAGGAGGAGGGCCGGCACCGUCAGGUCAUCCUGCAGUUCGUCAUGAGACACCACAGGGAUGCCUUCUGGAAGAUGUCUAAAAACUGUAAGACCUGCAAAGACUUGGGAAUUCUCUUCAAGCAAGACUUCUGCAAAGCUGACCGGGAGGCUCGAGCGGCAGCUUGGCCAAAGAUGGAGCAAGCUCGGGCUGCAGGCAAGAACGUCUACUUCAGAGGACAUGUGGGCUACAUCAGUGCUCUUUACAACAUCUUUAACCUGAGCCUCAGACUCCAGCCACCACCCAGACACCUGCCUUCCUCUCAGCUCACCUGUCACAAUACCAAGACUCCACAACAUAGCACCACGCUAACGCAGCGCUUCAUCAGCGUCGGCCAUUUAUUAAACGCCGUCCAGUCUUCUUCCCGCUGGCUUUGA